Seminavis robusta is the source of this 2939-nucleotide messenger RNA. The record is from the annotation of a GenBank genome assembly. NCBI's taxonomy places the organism in Eukaryota, Bacillariophyta, Bacillariophyceae, Naviculales, Naviculaceae.
GAAGGCUAUUUUGGAUUUAGACCAUGCUUUAGUCGCGGUACUCCGACCUGGCGCGGAGCAAAAUUAGUUUGGCGAGCGAGAGAAAUGAGAGAAGGCCAAAGAGGAACGAUCUCGAGGCAGCACCAAGCAACUCCUCCAAGCACCGCUCCUCUCCCUUUGCUGCUUGCCCUUUCGUCUGUGUGGGUGUGUCCAUCUCCCUUGACUUUGAAUUGACUAGACUUGACUUGGCUUGACUUGAUUGUGUAGGUCCGCUGUAUUUGGUUGGAGUGUUUUUAGAGGCAAAAAGACGACGGCGAAUUGGCAAUCUACAACCCCACAGCGUAAAAAAGAACCAGUCAUUGUUAUAUAGCACAAUGGCCUACUUAUCCACUCCUCGCAAUGGCGCCGGUGGCGGCAGCGGCGGCUUCAACAAGGGAUCACCCCGCAAGAUGCAAUUGGAAGAAGGUCCCAUUCGCGACUUGGUGCAUACGAUCGAGAGUACGCGUCCCGAACAAUGGCAAAAGCGGACGCAAGCAUUUACCGAGUUGGUGGCGCAAAUUCCCACGGGUGCCGAAUACGCCCGUCGCGAAGCCUGGUACAAUUCACCGCCCAAUUUGCGACAUUUGCAUCAACCCAUUGGCGAAUUGCUCAAAGAUCCUCGGAGUACUGUCGUCAAACGAACGUGCGAAUCGUUAUUGCGACUCUUUGCCCUCUGUCAAGGCGAUGCCAAAUAUCUAUUCAAGGAUUUAAUGCCCGUCGUGUUACAGGUGCAUGCCCAAACGGUCCAAGUGAUUCGCAAUCAAGUCCAAUCGAUGGUCUGUGAAAUCAUUCCCAUUUGUCCCUGUAAAAUGGCCAUGCCACUCUGGUUGGAUCGAUUAAAGACGGACAAAUCACGCACGGUCCGAGAAGCCUGUGUGCUUUAUUUGGACAUGGGCGUCAAGCAUUGGACCAUGGACGACGGCACGGAUCAACAACAACCCUACUUGUCCGAAGAAAAUUGGGUGCAAAUUGGAACCGCAUUCAUCAAGACACUCCGGGAUCCAUCUCCCACGGUGAGGUCGUAUGCCAAAUCGGGCAUUGGAACCAUUCGAGACAACCAACCCGUGCUGUGGGAAGAAAUGAUUCGAGAUCCCGAUGGGCCCGCUGGUAAAGACAUGAAAUUGCAAAAAUGGCUCAUCAAAGUUACCGAGCAAGGAAAUGCCGUCGAUGGAGUACAAAAUGACGAACUCAGUGUCGCCAGUCGAUUUUCCCAUUACAGUACCGCCUCCAAAGCCAACAACAAGGGCGUUCCUGGUACUCCCAGCAGUCGUAUACAGCCUCCGUCGACAUUGAAUCGUCCGUCGUCACGAGGACGGCCAUCUACGCCGGGAGGAGGCGCCGUCCCCAUUUCCAUUAGUGUCGGUGGUGGCACUAACAAACAACCCGCCAAACCCGAAACGAAACCACCGCAAACACGACGAGGAUUGGGACCUCCGUUGCGUCGUCCGUUUGGACAAGUCGAACCACAGCAGCCGACGCUGUCGCCGACCAACUUGUAUACCAACAACAACAACAAUAACAGUCCUGCCUAUCCCGUGCCCCAAUUGGGCACACCCCCACGACCUCCCAUUGGGCGUGGGCGACACAGUAUGGGAGGAGGACCCCAGCAACGAUCUCCAUCGCCGUCUCCGCGACGACCGGAAGCACGGCAUCAACCUCCACUUCGUUCUCAUUCGUAUACGUCGGGAGGAUCGCUGACCGAUUUGAGAGCGCCAGAAGACAAUAGUGAUGCUCGCAGUGUCGCCAGUCAUGUCCCACGGUCGUCCAAUGGUGCAGCGCGCCCUCGACCCUCUCCCGAAGGCAUGAAUGGACACGCUGUGGCGGCUGCGGAACGGCAAGUCAUUAAUUUGAUCGACAAGAGUGGAUCGCCACAAGAUCAGCAACAACAAGAUCCUCCUCCCAUGGCCAGUACCGGAGUCUACAGUCAUGCCAGUUCCACGGACAUGUUGCAGAAUGUCACCAAGAGUAUCGAUCAAACUUUGGCGCAUCCGUACGUGCAACAACAACAGCAGCAGCAACAACAACAACAGCCUCCUCCGUAUUAUCCACAGCAACAACAGCAACAGCCACCCGAAGAGGGUGAAAUCGAGGAAGGACCUUUCAUUGCCAGUAUGAACGAAUUGAAACAACACGCGUCUCGUAGACGCAGUCGUCGCUCCAUUCACAUGAAGGAACGAUGGUCGCGGGGAGAAAGCAUUGGAUCACCCAUGCCGCCCCACAAUGUCGCUUCUUCCACACCCGCCGAUGCCGUGAGUAGUUUGGGAGGAUCCAUGAUGUACAAUAACAACAACAACCAUCAUCAUAUGCAUCCCGAUCAAAAUCAUGCACAACCAGAUACCAGCAAACCAUUGCCCCCCACGCCGUUGUUGCCGGAACACUACAUUAUUGCCGAACAAUUGCUCCGGGUCCACAAGACGCACGUUGACCAAAUUAUGGAAACACUCAAAAUCGAAAUGGACACGUUGCGGGAUUUUGAACAAUCGUUGGAACACGAACAGGCGCCCUCUCCAGAGCAAGUCUUGGAUUACUUUGAAUCGGUCGGACUGUGUUUGGAUCAACGCACCACGGCUGGGAAUAUCAUGCAACGUGAAAUGGAUCGCAUUAGUAAAGGUGCCUUUCAGCCGGCGGCGAAUGGAAAUAAAUGAAUACAUGCAUGAGUGAGUGAGGAUGAAUAAAUGGAAGGAGGGAACCAACGAGACGAGAGCGAGGUUUGGAUGGAUGGAACAAGAACAAGUGAGCAGACGAGGAAAACGCAAGCAACAAGAGAACAACGAGAGAGACUAUGAGAGAUUGGCGCCAACAAUUUUCCAGUGUAAGAUGAAUAGUAUGAGCGACUAACUUAGUUAAACAUUAAAAAGCAGAAAGUGGAUCAAAUGACAAGGGUCUUCCUUAGCUUCUCGAAUAGCUCUACUUUAUAUUAC